AUGGAUUACACUUCCAUAUUUCAAAAUUUUAAUGAUGUUGAGGUUUUGGCUGCAUGUAAUGGCUUAGUUUUGAUAGGUAAUACUAGAAAUAGUUUUCAAGAACUUUAUAUUUGGAAUCCAACAAGGAAUGAGUACAAGAACAUGUCCAUGCCAGAAGAAGUAGACAAGGAUGACAUACAUGGAUAUGGAUUUUGUUAUGAUUACAAGACUAAUGAAUAUAAAUUGGUAAGGAUUGUCGUCGACAGGGAAUCAGAGUGUUCCAGUAUUGAUGUCUAUACAUUAAGCUCAAAUUCAUGGAAAAGGAUUCCAGAUACCUUUCCAUCUUUAUCACAAAGGAUAUUCUGGUGUCCUCUUGAAUGGAUUUCGUCAUUGGCUUGCGCGUACUUUUGUACUUUUGUUCAACCCUCCACUGUACUGGUAUGUUUUGAUAUUGUGAAUGAGAGAUUCGAGGAAGUAGCAAUGCCAGAAGCACCUAUGCCAUAUCAAGAAGAACCUUUGGAAAGAGAUAUGUUCCAGAUAAAUGUGGAAGUACUAGGAGGGUGCAUAUGUUUAGUCUUUCAUAUUUUUAAUGUGCGCGUUGACGUAUGGAUAAUGCAAGAUUAUGGAGUGCGAGAAUCUUGGACUAAAAGUUUCUCAAUCAACCAGGCGAGUAUAAUUAGUAGUAGGGACCUGUACUUGUUAUGGAGUUUCAAGAAUAACGAGACUUUAUGGAUGCUCGAUCAUGAUUUCGUUUUAUAUGACCCAAACAAAAAACUUUACAGGAAACUGAUGUUGGAUUCUCAUAUUACUAUUAGUAGAUUUCGUUGCUUAACUAAUCAAGGUGCAGGCUUAUACAGUGCGUGA
Molecule: messenger RNA, 843 nt
Organism: Papaver somniferum (opium poppy)
Lineage: Eukaryota; Viridiplantae; Streptophyta; Magnoliopsida; Ranunculales; Papaveraceae
Product: F-box/kelch-repeat protein At3g06240-like
Exons: 1
Coding region: 1-843 (280 amino acids)
Source: RefSeq, a predicted model, not a curated record